GCUUGAGAGCAGCGGCAGAGCCAGACUCUUCAACUCGCUGGCUAUUUUUAAUCCUUAUGAUAUUUGUUCUCGCUUCUCUUCGAAAAUGCAGCGCCUUUGUUUUGCGUUUGCAUUUGAAUUGCAUCCCACCAGCUCAGAUACAUAGCGUCAACAAUCCCGAUGUUAUUCCACUAAGGCACACUGGGUGUCUGCAGCCAAACAUUGCCAAACCGAUUGUGCUCUGUGUGCGCUGAACACACCCCUCCGAGCACCCCGUAUUGUAGUGCAGGCCGAAUAAUGGCUGCACAAGAGCCAUCCCCAACAUCUUCACUAGAAGGCAACAAACCCGGCUUCCCCAAGAAGAUCCUCGCGAACCACCUCGAAGACAAGCAUCUUUGCAAUUCGUGUCAGAAGAUCCUGAGGAGGCCUUUGCAAGCCCAGUGUGGUCAUCGCUUCUGCUCCUUCUGUUUCAACAAAACCGUGAGUUCUGGACCUCAGAAAUGCAGUGCGUGCAUACGGGAGGACUUGUUUGAGGAGCCCACUUCCAUCCUAAAGCUAGGCGGUGCCUUUCCAGACAACGCGGCUCGGAGAGAGAUAGAAGCUCUCACGGCCGUCUGUCCCAACGAGGGAUGCACAUGGACGGGAAUAAUCAAAGAAUAUGAGGCGGGCCACGAGGGGGACUGUGAGUUCCAGGUGAUCCUCUGUCCCUCGUGUAAAGAGCUGAUGAGGGCCAACGAGAAGGAGCGCCACAACGAACGCGAGUGUCCCGAGAGAACGCUCAACUGCAAGUACUGCAAAGAGCCGUUCCUUUUGAAGAACAUCAAGGCUCAUGAUGAAAUCUGUCCAAAGUACCCAAUGAUUUGUGAUGGCUGUGCUAAGAAAAAGAUUCCCAGAGAAAAGUAUGUGGACCAUAUUAGAUUCUGCAGUAAAUUUAAAGCGCCAUGCAGAUUUCAUGUUGUUGGCUGCGAUAUGUAUGUGGAGAAAGAGAAGGUGCACGAGCACGAGCGCGCCUGCUCCUACGAACACUUGAACAUGCUCUUGCACUUCAUCAUGGGCAUCAAGGUGAGCCUGGAGAGCCUGCAGCCCCAGAGCUUGGACGUGGCCAGCCACAGGCUGCAGGAGCUACACCAGUCCCUCAGGCACCUGGAGCACAAGAUGAACCAGCUGGGGGGAGGUGGUGUUCUUGGAGCUGUUGGUGGAGUUGGUGGUGGUGGUGGUGGUGGUGGCGGAGCUGCUGCUGCUCUGGUGUUGGGGGCCUGCGCCCCGGCCCCGGCGCCGGCCCCGGCCCCGGCGCCGGCCCCGGCCCCGGCCCCGGCCCUCGCCACCACCUCCUUCACGCCGCUGCCCAGCGGCGUGGGGGCGGCGCUGGAGCUGCAGCUGCACAGCGAGAAGACCAAGGUGGUGGAGCUGGGGCGGCGCUGCCAGCAGCUGGAGCUGAAGGUCAACACCUUCGAGAACAUCGUGUGCGUGCUGAACCGCGAGGUGGAGCGCUCCGUCAUCACCAUGGAGACGUACAACAGCCAGCACCGCCUGGACCAGGACAAGAUCGAGAUCCUCAGCAACAAGGUGCGGCAGCUGGAGCGGACGGUGGGCCUGCGGGACCUGUCCAUCGUGGAGAUGGAGGGCAAGAUGAGGGAGAUGGCGGCGGCCACCUUCGACGGCAUCUUCGUCUGGAAGAUCUCCGACUUCACCAAGAAGCGGCAGGACGCCGUGGCUGGCAGGGCGCCCGCCAUGUUUUCGCCAGCGUACUACACCAGCAAGUACGGCUACAAGAUGUGUCUGCGUAUCUACCUGAACGGGGACGGGACGGGCCGCAGCACUCACCUGUCUCUGUUCUUCGUGGUGAUGAGAGGACACAGCGACGCACUGCUCAAGUGGCCCUUCAACCAGAAAGUGACGCUGAUGCUGCUGGACCAGAACAACCGGGAGCACAUCAUCGACGCCUUCCGGCCCGACAUCUCGUCCUCGUCCUUCCAACGGCCCGUCAGCGACAUGAACAUCGCCAGCGGGUGCCCGCUCUUCUGCCCGCUCCUCAAGCUGGACUCCAAAAACUCGUACAUCCGAGACGACACCAUCUUCAUCAAGGCCAUCGUGGACCUCACCGGUCUCUAGGGUAAAACUCAGAGCAGGAACUAGUCUUGAUUUGAGGUCCUCUUUGAGUGACCGCGGCUCGCCGGUUCGAAGCCCCAGGCCUGUUCAACCUAGAGCCGCGCGGCACUUCAACGGUUUUGGUUAGGGGAGGAGUUCUUGUCGGUGGAUAUGAAGAUCAACCGUCGACUAGUUUUACUAGUUGUUAACGCUAAUUGUUUUUUUUGGUUUAUGGUUAAUGACUGGUGAUUUUUUUGGGGAGCGGCGUUCCUUGCCAAAGCUCCCAUAGAGUAGAAUCUGGGA
Messenger RNA from Gadus morhua (Atlantic cod), 2370 nucleotides. Its product is annotated as TNF receptor-associated factor 2. NCBI's taxonomy places the organism in Eukaryota, Metazoa, Chordata, Actinopteri, Gadiformes, Gadidae. The record is from RefSeq and is a predicted model, not a curated record. Gene Ontology annotation, cellular component: plasma membrane signaling receptor complex; cytoplasmic side of plasma membrane; cytosol. The transcript is spliced from 10 exons. Gene Ontology annotation, molecular function: ubiquitin-protein transferase activity; zinc ion binding; tumor necrosis factor receptor binding. The coding region runs from base 277 to 2091 and encodes 604 amino acids. Gene Ontology annotation, biological process: tumor necrosis factor-mediated signaling pathway; regulation of apoptotic process; positive regulation of canonical NF-kappaB signal transduction.